Protobothrops mucrosquamatus (brown spotted pit viper) is the source of this 2071-nucleotide messenger RNA. RefSeq names its product N-acetylneuraminate synthase (gene NANS). The record is from RefSeq and is a predicted model, not a curated record. NCBI's taxonomy places the organism in Eukaryota, Metazoa, Chordata, Lepidosauria, Squamata, Viperidae. The transcript is spliced from 6 exons. Gene Ontology annotation, molecular function: N-acylneuraminate-9-phosphate synthase activity. The coding region runs from base 123 to 1202 and encodes 359 amino acids. Gene Ontology annotation, biological process: carbohydrate biosynthetic process.
CGCUGUGAUAGGUUUUCGGUUGCGGAGGUAAAACGGUUCUUUUGUACCGACCGGUUAGGUCUGAUCGUAAGGUGUGUGCUUGGUGGACGUGGUCAGUGCCCCGCUCCUCAGCGAUCGCCACGAUGCCUUUGCAGGUUGAGCUGUGCCCGGGCCGACUGGUCGGCGGAGAUCAUCCGUGCUUUAUUAUCGCCGAGAUUGGCCAAAAUCAUCAGGGGGAUCUCGACAUUGCCAAGCAGAUGAUCCGGAUGGUCAAGGACUGCGGAGCAGACUGUGCCAAGUUCCAGAAAAGCGAAUUGGAGCAUAAAUUCAACCGGAGAGCUUUGGGAAGGCCUUACAUCUCCAAACACUCUUGGGGGAGAACCUAUGGGGAACACAAGCGCCACCUGGAGUUCAGUCACGAUCAGUACCGAGAGCUGCAACGAUACGCUAAGGAGAUUGGCAUUUUCUUCACAGCAUCCGGCAUGGAUGAAAUGGCUGUAGAAUUUCUGCAUGAACUGGAUGUUCCAUUUUUUAAAGUUGGAUCGGGGGAUACAAAUAAUUUCCCAUACUUGGAGAAGACAGCCCAAAAAGGUCGCCCAAUGGUGAUCUCCAGUGGGAUGCAGUCAAUGAGCACAAUGCAGCAGGUUUACAAGCUGGUGAAGCCCAUCAACCCAAAUUUCUGUUUUCUUCAGUGCACCAGUGCAUACCCCCUUCAGCCUGAAGACGUCAAUCUUCGUGUCAUAACGGAAUACCGCUCAGCCUUCCCAGAUAUUCCUGUUGGUUAUUCAGGUCACGAGACUGGGAUAGCCAUUUCUAUUGCUGCAGUGGCGAUGGGGGCCAAAAUAUUGGAGCGCCACAUCACUUUGGACAAGACCUGGAAAGGCAAUGACCAUCAAGCAUCACUGGAGCCCAAAGAGUUAGCAGAAUUGGUGAGAAGCAUCCGGAUGGUAGAGAAAGCCAUGGGAUCCCCAGUCAAACAGCUCUUGCCUUGUGAAGAAGCGUGCAAUGAAAAGUUGGGAAAAUCCGUGGUUGCCAAAGUCAGGAUCCCAGAAGGCACCAUGCUCACGUUGGACAUGCUCACUAUAAAAGUGGGGGAACCCAAAGGAUAUCCACCAGAAGAUAUUUAUGAAUUGGUUGGCAAGAAAGUCAAGGUCAAUAUUGACGAAGAUGAGACCAUUGUUGAAAAUGCAAUUGAAAAUCAUGUGAAAAAAAUGAAAUGCUGAGUGGCAUUAUAUAUUUAGCAAGGAGUCUCUUGGGAAGUGUGGUUGGCCAAAAUAUUAAUGUCCUAAUAUUUAAAGUUACAUUGAAGAUGUGUGGGAAAGUGAACCUCAGUGGGAUUUUUCUUUCGGAUAGAAUUUCAUUUCUCUGCCAUUCUGAAGAAUGAAAUACGGUAAUAUAUAUUUUUCUUCAGAAUGUAUUGCUGAGAACCUUAUGCUCAGGAAUGACAUGAUGUCCUUCCAGUUGGGAUAUUGCCCAAAAAGUACUGCAUAGCUAUGGAAAUGAUAUUUUCAUGGGAUUAAACAGUUCUAGUCCUAAUAAAUUAGACUUUUAGUGUGAAUUCAGGACAAGAACUGCAGUGCUGGCUGGGAAUACCACACAGAAUAUGUUUUUGAGUAAAUUCUAUGCUGCUGCAAUUUGAUUGUCAGUCUUCUGUCUUUAUCAUUAAGGUUUGGCUAUAAAGUAUAAAAUGUUUGCAAGGUAUACUUUAGAUUUUUAAAUCUUCCUUACAUGCUUCUAGGCUACCAAGCUUUAAAUAGCUUGUACAGACAAAUCUGAUAUUAUAAGGAAAACCUUAUCCCAAAACUGAGUUUAUCAUCAAUGGUUGCUUCUUUGAAAUAAAAAAUUAGGUUGGCUAUUAUAAGCAGUUUCUAUUGGGAAGCAAUUCAGUCAACAUGUUUAACAUGGCCCUGCCGUAAUUCUGUAUAUGAGGCUAGUGUUUUUGGUUGUAUCAUGUAUGUGCCUUGUAAUGAAUCGGGAUCACUCAAAAUGUUUUUAAUGAACUUAGCAUUUUUUAUUCUAUUAUGGUACACCAAUAAUUCACAUUUCAACCUUGACAAAUUUGGAUAAAGAAUGUGCUGAUUUAUGCUUGAAA